CGGCUGAGGCGACGAGCGCUGUGGCGGCGACUGGGGCGGCAGAGGAAGGCGGCGGCGGCGGCGGUGGCGGCGGCCCGGUCCGGAGUCCCGCUCCGCUCCCCGCGCCAUUUCGGACCCGGAGCGAGCUUGGCGCGGGCCUUAAGGAGGCGGCGGCGGCGGGAGCCUGAGGCGCGGAGGCUCCGCGGCGCGGAGAGAGAGGCCUGCUGAAAAUGACUGAGUAUAAACUUGUGGUAGUUGGAGCUGGUGGCGUAGGCAAGAGUGCCUUGACGAUACAGCUAAUUCAGAAUCACUUUGUGGACGAAUAUGAUCCUACAAUAGAGGAUUCCUACAGGAAACAAGUAGUAAUUGAUGGAGAAACCUGUCUCUUGGAUAUUCUCGACACAGCAGGUCAAGAGGAGUACAGUGCAAUGAGGGACCAGUACAUGAGGACUGGGGAGGGCUUUCUUUGUGUAUUUGCCAUAAAUAAUACUAAAUCAUUUGAAGAUAUUCACCAUUAUAGAGAACAAAUUAAGAGAGUAAAAGACUCUGAAGAUGUGCCUAUGGUCCUAGUAGGGAAUAAAUGUGAUUUGCCUUCUAGAACAGUAGACACAAAACAGGCUCAUGACUUAGCAAGAAGUUAUGGGAUCCCAUUCAUCGAAACCUCAGCAAAGACAAGACAGAGAGUGGAGGAUGCUUUUUAUACAUUGGUGAGAGAGAUCCGACAGUACAGAUUGAAAAAAAUCAGCAAAGAAGAAAAGACUCCUGGCUGUGUGAAAAUUAAAAAAUGCAUUAUAAUGGGUGUUGAUGAUGCCUUCUACACAUUAGUCCGAGAAAUUCGAAGACAUAAAGAAAAGAUGAGCAAAGAUGGUAAAAAGAAGAAAAAGAAGUCAAAGACAAAGUGUAUAAUUAUGUAAAUACAAUUUGUACUGUUUUCUUAAGGCAUACUUAAGUAAAGGUGGUAAUUUUUGUACAUUACACUAAAUUAUUAGCAUUUGUUUUAGCAUUACCUAAUUCUUUUUUUCCCCUGUUCGUGCAAACUGUCAGCUUUUAUCUUAAAUGCUUAUUUUAAAAUGACAGUGGAAACCUCUUUAUUCCAAGUGCCAGUAUUCCCUGGGUUUUGAACUUAAACUAGCAAUGCCUGUGGAAGAGACAAAGUCCUGAGACUGUCUUGGGUUCUGGUGUGUGCCCGUGAUUCCUUGCUGCUUCUUGUACCAGCUGUGAGCGUUGGCGUGAACCAUGGUAAUGAAGCUUUUGAGCCAUCCUGCUUUGUGUUCAUCUAGUCACAGAAUGAAUUACUUAGUAAUUACAGCUUCAUCUGAGACCAUAUGAUUGGUUCUGCUAAGACUGAGGAAUCACAGAUUUAUGGGCUUCCCUUUGAUUUACUUCUAGCAUGUCCGGAGUCUAUCAUGCUUCGUAAGUGUAGUUAGUUAGACUGUUCACAAAGGCUUUCUCUUGCUUUCUACUGCUAUUAGUCAUGGUCAUGCCCCAAAAUAGUAUAUUUUUUCUAGAAAAGGGGGAAAAUGGGGAAAAAAAAAGGCAAUGGAAAAUAGUGAAUAAAAGUCCAUUCCAUAUUAGCUAAAUCACUGUAAGAUUCCUAAUAGCUUUUCCUGGUAAGGCAGACCCAGUAAGAAAUAGUAACCAUUUGGGCUAUAUUUACAAGCUAUUAAAUUUUUGUAAUAAUUCCAACAAUUUUAACAUUAUAUAAGUUCUCAUGAGAAUUAGUAUAACCCCCAUGUCAGAGUGCUCUUCCUUAGCCUAACUUUUAAGUGUUUUGAACUUAUGUCUUGAUAGUAGUUUUAAUUCUGGUAGAGAAACUGAAGAUGAUUUGAGACAGUUGCAGCUUAACAGGUGUUGAGAUCAAAGUUGCAAGAGUGGGCCUCAUGUGACCUGUGAUGAGCAUCAAGUCAGUGUUGGUCAGGAUGAGGACAAGGAGAGUUUGGACAGCUCAGUCAGUGCAUUCUCAUGUAGCAGUUCUGCUGACAAAUCUGGAAUAUUUCUUUUGUUUAUAAUAAAAAAAAUUUAAAUAAAUUUGUUAGCUUCAAGGGGUAGGAGGCUACAAGGAGAGUAAAUCUUUAGGCAGUGUAGUAUGAAGGUUUGAGAAUGUGUGUUUGACUAGUCUCUGACCUCUAGCAAACAUUCCUAAUACUUCCCAAGCUGAUAUGUACUUAGAAAUCUCUGUGCUCCAAGGAUAGAUAACAGCAAAAGCAAUCCCUUCAGUGCACUUAAAGCAUUCCUUCAAAUUUCUGAAGUGACAUUAAAAUCCACUGGAUUAUGAGGACUGGAUGUCUGUCUUUUAGAAGUCUGAUGUUAGGCAUAUCACUGUCUUACUCAGUGCUCAGUCAUCUCAAAAACUCUUCACAGCUGUGUAACUUAUAGUCCGUUUACACACUGAUACACCGAGUUGUCACGCUUAGCACAAUCUGUAACUUUUUUACAUGGAUUAUCAUCUUCACUGCCAGUUUUGGGCAAAAUUGUGCAAUAGGUAAAGUUUAUAGUUCAGUACCCAUUCUCCAAUUGCCAGAUUCCCUCUUGUAUGCCCCAGACUUAGUGUAGUUUCCUUGUAAUACUUUAAUUUCCCCCAUUUCAAAUUUUAUUUUUGCAAUGAACAACUACAUGAAAGUUGCCUACUAAGGAAGGUUCAUCAAAGCUGCCUAUGACUUUCUUCCCCGGGGUUUAAAAUAAUCCAACAGAAACCAGACUGGGAUUUGAACUGAUAGCUGGUUUUCAGGAGGCCACUACAGAAAUUUAAUGUUGAUCCCUUUUGACUUCAUGCCUGCAGCCCCAUCCAGUGGUGGCUAAGUAGGAAUUUUAGUGUGGACAAAGAGCACUGUCCGGAAGAAGAGCUUAGCCUCCAUCUGGGGAUCAUCCUGGUUGAUAAGAGUCCACUGUUUUAAUGAAUGCAGCCUUACAGUGAAAACACUUUAAAGUUUCAAUCAGAAACCUCAUUUUUAAAGUCAGAAUAUAUUUCCUUAGCAUUUAUUCAGUACUUGUCUUAAUGCUAGGCACCACACAGGCACUGGGGAUAUGAUGUGGUGUCCCCAGAGAAGGGACACAAUCCUUGGCCCGAGGUUUGUAGUGUGUUUGUAAUACUCUAGUAAGAUGUGUGGCCGAGGGCCUAAAAAUAUUAGAACGCAUGGUUUCAGUUUUGCGGAGAGGUGUUUGCAGUUUCCUCUCGAUUCAGCAAGAAUUGCUGGUUGUGAUUCCAGUGCAACUUUAUUUCUUCUAAAAGAACAGAAAUUCCCUAAUCUAGUUUUCUCCUUAAGUACAUAAUUUUUUAAAAAAACUUAUGAAAAUUAAAUAUUGACUUCUAAAAUAGUUUUAUUUGGGUACAAAUAAGCAGGCACCUGAAUUUAUUUGCAAGAAAAGAAAAUUAGUAGGAUUCUAAACUGUUCUAAGCUCUAUAUGUUCAUAGAACAUUCUUUCGGUGGAUAUUUUAAGUUUUAUUUUAAUAUGUGUGUAGGGUUUUUUGUUUUGUUUUGUUUUUUGCUUUUUUUUUUUUUUUUUUUUGCUGGGGGAGGAGGGUCCAAGAUCGGGCUUCUCUGUGUAGCCCUGGCUGGCCUGGAACUCACUCUACAGACCAGGCUGGCCUCAAACUCACAGAGAUCUGCCUGCUUGUGCCUCCCAAGUGCUGGGAUUAAAGGCCUGAGCCACCGCUGCCCAGAUAUUAAGUUUUAACACAAUUAGUGACGCUUCUUGUUUUUAUACAGAGGAGCAGGUGUACUUCAGGAGCUGCGGUGCAUAAUCAGAUAUUUACUGGAGACUCUGGGCAGUGUGUUAAGUAGUGGUAAUUACCAUUGUGUAAAUUUUGAAUAUUUAGUCUUUUGUUAACAAGAAGGUUUUGUAGAGAUUUUUCAAAGGGAAAAAGUCCGAGGAACAAACGUAAGUGCUAUCUAGUUACUACAGCCUGUUGAAAUUGAAAACCAGUGCUAAAUCACAGUCAUAGGCAUUAGCAUGUUUGUGGGGAUAUAGCAGACAAAUACAAUUUGAGUAAAUAUUUUCAGUCAGGAGUUCUAGGCUCUACUGACUUGAGUCACACCGCAUAGGGAUUUAGAUCCUAAUUUUUAUAGAUAAUUAAGACUUUUCACUGUUGCACAAUUUUGUUUAACAUACAUAAAAGUUACAUGAGGCAUGUCAGAAGUUACAGUUUGCAGAUUCAUCUCAUUUUGUAUUCCACUGAUUCUUCCAUUUUUCCCCCAAAACAAUAAUAUAUAUUCAGGAGGGAUUUUUGUAGGCAAUAAAAAUUUAAACUCCAUUUGUUAAAAGUAGUAAUUUCUUGAUAAUCGUGUAGCCAUUUUUUUUAAGCCCCAAAAGUUACCUUAAAGGUGAAUUUAUACUUACUGACUUCAGUGUAAUAUUAGGUAGCAUGAAUUCUGCGCUGAAAAAUUGAACAGAUAUACCCAGUAGGUGUAAAAUUAUGUCAAAACAUGAAAAUUAUUUCUAAAGAAGUGAUUUAGUUUUCAAAGAAUAGUUACUAAUUAGAUUCAGAUUUGUGGUGUGCCUGUUUGGGACAGCGGUAGGCAUUUUAGAUGAGUUUGGGAAAAUUCAGUUCUCUGCAGAAAUGCCAGUUUCAGACCCACCCAGCCCUGCCAGCUAACUGGGCUGUGUCCUGAUUUAUCUCCAGGUCCCCAAUUCCACUGUCUCAUUCUUCAUGUUGAAAACACUUCUGCAUUUUUAUUUGAGUGCCAAUUUCUUACUAGUGCUAUUUCUUAAUGUAACAUGUUUACCUGGAAUGUAUUUUAACUAUUUUUGUAUAGUGUAAACUGAAACAUGCACAUUUUGUACAUUGUGCUUUUCUUUUCUCUUUUUUUUUCUUUUUUCUUUUUUUGGUGUGUGUGGGACAUAUGCAGUGUGAUCCAGUUGUUUUCCAUCCUUUGGUUGUGCUGAUCUAGGGAAUGUUGGUCAUAUCAAACAUUAAAUUUAAAAAUGACCACUCUUUUAAUAAAUAUUAACUUUUAAAUGUUUAUAGGAGUAUGUGCUGUGAAGUGAUCUGAAAUUUGUAAUAUUUUUGUCAUGAACUGUACUGCUCCUAAUCAUUGUAAUGUAAUAAAAAUAGUUA
Molecule: messenger RNA, 5035 nt
Organism: Chionomys nivalis (European snow vole)
Lineage: Eukaryota; Metazoa; Chordata; Mammalia; Rodentia; Cricetidae
Gene: Kras
Product: KRAS proto-oncogene, GTPase
Exons: 7
Coding region: 210-893 (227 amino acids)
Biological process (GO): Ras protein signal transduction
Cellular component (GO): plasma membrane
Molecular function (GO): GDP binding; GTPase activity; GTP binding
Source: RefSeq, a predicted model, not a curated record